AUGUACGAGGGUGGUUUGUUUUCCAGCGCUGGCGUUCAGGACGGCCCGGCUGUUGCAGACGCGGCGCCGGUGAUGCUGCGCACGUUCGCUAACGCGACGCUGGCGCCCGGCUCUGCGUGGUCUGCGCAGUGCGAGGCGUCGGGCUCCCCGGCGCCCGCCGUCUCCUGGGCGCUGGACGGCGCGCCGCUCGAGUCGUCGCCGGGCGGGGAGCGCGUCGCCGUCAGCAACCGCGUCACCGCCGACGGCGUCCUCAGCUACCUCAACGUGUCCGCCCUGGCGCCAGAGCACGGCGGCCGGUAUACCUGUACAGCCAGCAACGCCGUCGGUUCCGUCACGCACCAGGCCUACCUUCAUAUACUUGGACCACCAUUCAUCAAGCCUAUGCAAGACAAGACUGUCACAGCUGGUACAGAUGCUAUUUUCAAUUGCUAUGUCACAGGACAUCCUAUCAUCAGCAUCCACUGGGAAAAGGAUGGAAGACCCCUUAAUGAAACUGAGAGGCGAACAUUGUUUCCCAAUGGUACACUCUCAAUAAAAGAUGUUGAUAAAUCUGAGGACAGUGGAGUAUAUGUAUGCAUUGCUAGAAAUCCUAGUGGGCGUUCAGCCAGAAGAAAAGUUAAAGUUCAAGUAUUAGAGGCACCAGAAAUAGAUCCUAUUUUAAUAAAACCAAAAUUGCAGAGAGGUAUGAGAAUACACUUGACAUGCAUUGUGAGCAAAGGAGACAGUCCAGUAUCAAUUGUAUGGUUGAAAGAUGGCUCAAAUAUUUCUCAAGGACAAGGAAUUACAGAAAAGACUAUAGAUGACUUCUCAAGUACUUUGAGUUUCAGCAGUCUUACUGUGAAACACACAGGAAAUUACACCUGUCGAGCAACAAAUGCUGUAGCUGUGGCAAACUAUACAGUGCCUGUUGUGGUAAAUGUUCCACCUAGCUGGAAAGUUGAACCAAGUGACACUGAAGCAGUACUUGGGAGCAGUCUUAGAGUUGACUGUGCAGCUGAUGGAUCACCUGUUCCUCAAAUUACAUGGAGGAAGCAGUCACUAGUUGGAGAACAUCCUCUCCAGGAACUACCCAAAACAGAAAAUUACAGAGUUUUUGAAAAUGGUAGCAUGUGGAUACAGAAUGUGAUUCAAGAAAACAAGGGUUACUACAUCUGUGAAGCUAUCAAUGGUGUAGGAAACAAUUUGAGUAAGACAAUUCACAUUGUUGUGCAUGUGCCAGCAAGAAUCUCUAGAACAUUUCAGAAUGUAACGGUUAAAAAAGGUGAAACUGCCAUUUUGGACUGUGUUGUAGAGGGAGAUAAACCAAUUAAAAUAAACUGGCUGCUCGGCAAUCAUUCAUCUGUCCUAAACUUUCACUCUAAAGUGGACAUCACUGAAGAAACCAUGGACUUCAAAAUUCAUUCAAAGAUGACACUAAAAAAUGCAUUACGAAGUGAUUCAUCUUGUUUUGUGUGCAAUGCUUCUAACAAAUAUGGAAGUGAUCUUUCAGAGUUCUACUUAAUAGUGCAAGAAAUACCAGAUCCACCAGCCAAAGUUCAUUUGACAGAUUUUUAUAGUCGCUCAGUCAAUAUUACUUGGAAAGCUUCAUACAAUGGAAACAGUCCAAUAAGAACUUACAUCAUCCAGAUCAAGAACUCUUCAGGUUCCUGGCAAGGAAGUAGCCAUAAUAUGGUGAUAGAUGGCAGUCAGACAAGUGCUAUAGUCACAGAAUUGCAGCCAGCCCAUAGCUAUGAGAUACGUGUAAUUGCAGAAAAUUCUGUUGGUGUCUCCAAUGCAAGUGAAUCCAUUUCUGUAACUACAUCUGAAGAAGCUCCCAGUGGACCACCAAGAGAUGUUAAAGUUAGAGCCAUUAACUCAGAAAUAUUGUAUGUCAGCUGGAAGCCACCAGAACCUCACCUUCACAAUGGAGAAAUUAUUGGAUAUUACAUAGGUUACUGUGUGAGAAACUCAACAGAAUCAGUGCAUUACAAGACAUUUGAAGUAAUUCCAGGGAUGGACCUACAUACAAAACUCACAAAUUUGCUCAAAUUCACAGAAUACAGCAUCACGGUACAAGCUUAUAACAGAGCAGGAACUGGACCACACAGUCAUAGCAUCAUUGUGUCAACUGAUGAAGAUGUUCCAGGAGGACCUCCAACUGACAUACAAUGUACUUCAUUAACGUCCCACAGCAUUUUAGUUUUGUGGUCAGCACCACUUCCCAAUGAGAUUAAUGGGAUUCUCUUGGGUUACCGGAUAGUGUACCGUGCACUGUCUACUUGGGAUGACCUUCAAACAAUGGAAGAACAAACAUCAGAAAAUAAAAUUGAACUGCUGGACCUCAUACCUUUCUGCAAUUAUAGUAUAGAAGUGAAAGCCUACACUCGAAAAGGAGAUGGUGCCGCAAGCAACCCAGUUUUCUGUCGAACACAAGAGGAUGUUCCAAGUGAACCAGAAGAUAUAAAGGCACUAAUAAUGGAUUCCAGAACAAUUCUUCUUUCCUGGAAGCCUCCCAGAUAUCCAAAUGGAAGAAUCAGAAAAUACAAGGUGUAUGUGAAGUCACUGGAUGGUGUUAGCCUGGAAAGAGAUCAAUAUGAUUUGCCCUCAGAACAGACCUAUUAUAGUAUUAGCCACUUGGUUGCACAUCACAGAUAUGAGUUCUGGGUGACUGCCAGUACUAUUGUUGGUGAAGGAAGUUCAUCGAGGCAUGUUGUGCAGUCAGCAGUUAACCAUGUCCCUGCUCGUAUUGCCUCAUUUGGUGGACAUGUCAUAACUGUCUGGAAAGAAGAGCUCAAGUUGCCAUGCUUAACAGUUGGACAACCAAAUCCACACAUUCAGUGGAAGAAAAACGCCAAGAGAAUCCAUGAGGACAACCAUUUGCAAGUAAAUUCUGAAGGCACACUUCAUAUAGCCUCAGUACAAAUUACGGAUGCUGGGAAUUAUUCAUGUUCAGCCGAAAAUAUUUUUGGGAAAGAAGAAAUCCAAUACAUUGUCUCUGUGCAAGAGAGCAGGAUAAGAGGAGUACCUUCAGCACCAACAAAUUUUCAAGCUUCAUCAUCUACUACAGCCAGUGUUUAUGUUGAGUGGCAGCCACCCACAGCAAUGGGUAGUUCCAUCAAAGGUUAUUAUCUUCACUUCAAGAGAGAAUUUGGAGAAUGGGAGCAGAUCAGUAUACCAGCACAUGAAACAAGCUAUACUGUCAGAGGUCUACAGUGUGGAACAAGACACCAGCUCUAUCUUCAGGCAUUCAAUCAACUAGGGAAAAGUUCUCCGACACCAAUUGUGUCUCUACACACUCAAGGAGCUGCACCAGUUGCUCCCAGUAACUUUGAUCUUAUACAUGUGAAUUCAACGUCAAUUGCUUUGAAUAUUACUUCAUGGAGGGAUGGUGGCUGUCCCAUAACAUCUUUUGUUGUGGAGUACAGGUUGAAACAUGGAACUGACUGGACACUUGUAUCAAAUAACCUAAAAGCUGAACAAAGAGAAUAUUUUGUACUUGAUCUAAACCCUGAGACUUGGUAUACUCUUCGUAUGACAGCACACAACAGUGCUGGCUCUACUGUUUCCACAUAUGAUUUCGUGACCCUUACACAUUCAGGAGGUUUCGUGGCCCCAGAGCUUAUUGUCCAUUCUGAAUAUGGCCAAGAAGGCCUAUAUAGCAACAUGGGGAUUAUAAUAACAACAGUUGCCAGCCUAAUAAUUGUAGGAGUUUCCAGUCUGGGAUUUUUCUUGUACAUGAAGAAGAAGCAUGAAACGUAUUUAGCCAACAAGUAUGGAGGAAAGCCAUCAGAAAUUGGACUUGUGGCAGAUAUGGACAAUGUUGGAGGAUGUGAUUCAACAUCUACAGUGAGAGGGAACAACAUGAAAGCUGCAGCUGUAAUGUGCCAAAGUGCACAAGAAGCGGCUUUUCUUUCAACUCCAUCUCGAGUUUCAUUUGGCUGCAGAGAGGAUAUUAGCCCGUAUGCUACUUUCCUGGUUCCCAACCAUAUCAACAUUGAUGGUUCAGAUAAAGGAUCCCCAUUAUCAUCAGAUCAAUGUUUUCAUUACCAGCCUUCUGAAAGAAGUAGUAGCAGCAUUCAGUCAGUCCAGAUGAAAAUACCUAGUAGAACAAGAUCUGAAAACGAAGUUGUUGACUGGAUCCCACUCCACAGCCUACAUCAGUCUAACAGGUACUGAGUCUGGAGUAGCUUGUGCCUUGUUGGCUCCAGAUUUUCAUCUGCUGACAACAGUGUUUAGUGUUUGUGACCAUGGAAGAGAAUAUAAGUACAAAUAGUAACCGUAAAAUAUUCAAGUGCCUUCAGAGACAACAGAAGCAGAA
This is a messenger RNA of Schistocerca americana (American grasshopper), 4297 nucleotides long. RefSeq names its product Down syndrome cell adhesion molecule-like protein Dscam2. NCBI's taxonomy places the organism in Eukaryota, Metazoa, Arthropoda, Insecta, Orthoptera, Acrididae. Gene Ontology annotation, molecular function: protein binding. The coding region runs from base 1 to 4155 and encodes 1384 amino acids. Gene Ontology annotation, biological process: cell-cell adhesion; axon guidance. The record is from RefSeq and is a predicted model, not a curated record. The transcript is spliced from 22 exons. Gene Ontology annotation, cellular component: axon; plasma membrane.